Molecule: messenger RNA, 2653 nt
Organism: Vicia villosa (hairy vetch)
Lineage: Eukaryota; Viridiplantae; Streptophyta; Magnoliopsida; Fabales; Fabaceae
Exons: 2
Coding region: 832-2094 (420 amino acids)
Biological process (GO): regulation of transcription by RNA polymerase II
Cellular component (GO): SAGA complex
Molecular function (GO): transcription coactivator activity
Source: RefSeq, a predicted model, not a curated record
CCAAAAAAAAAAAAGAAAAAGAAAAAGAAGAAACAAAGGAGAGGAACAACAAACACUCUUAGCAGAGAUCGAGCUAUACACGAAGAAGCAGAGACCAAAAAUUUCAAUUCACACAAAAUUUAGCAGAAAAAUUCAAUUUUGAAGAAAUUUACAGCGACACAAAGAGGGAAAUUAACGAACAAGCUUCGAAGAUUCGAAACAAAUUGAAGUGAAGUUCGAGAUUUCUAUUCAAUUUUCUGAACUUCGCUAAGGUCAGAGUUCAAUCAAUUGAUCUCUUGAUUGUACCAAGUUUGGAGCUUUUGGGAUUUGUCGAAGCAAUGAGGGUUUUCGGAUUGAUGCAAGUGAUGUAAUGUUCGCUUCGUUUUUGUUCCACGCGAGUAUGGUGUUUCGGACCCUUUUGUUUGAUUUUUCAAACUUAGGGUUUUGAUUUGCUAUAGAAUUCGUUGAAUUGGGUUUUUGUUAAGGGAUUUCGUGGUUUGGGUUAGUGUGAUUUUUUAGCUGUUUGAUCUUUAGGGUUUUGUGAUUUGGGGAAAUUGAGAUUUGGUGUGUGUGUUUUUUUUAGUGUUUGAAAUUUGGGCAUGAGGGUAGCUUUAUUGAGGUUCAAAAUUGGUGCUUUAGGUUGGGUUACUGUUAUUAGAAUGAUUUGUUUAUCUUCUGCUAGUUUGUGUAUGCAGAAGAUGUGGUGUUUGAUUUGUGUUCAAUGAUGUAGGAGAGGGUAAGUUUUUGGGUUAUUUGGAAAGAGAAAUAAACGAGUGCGAUUGGAAUAGAUUUAGGUUACUGGUGAGUGAUUGAGUGGGUUGUUUUCUGAUUUUGUUGGAAGGUGUAUGAGAAAUGCAACCCCAACAGAAUUCGAGAAUUGAUUUGGGUGAGUUGAAAGUACAUAUUGUAAAGAAGGUUGGACCGGAUAAGUCGAAGCGGUACUUUUAUUACCUUAACAGGUUUUUGAGUCAGAAGUUGAGCAAGAAUGAGUUUGAUAAGUUAUGUUUCCGGGUACUUGGGAGGGAGAAUCUUCCGUUGCACAAUCUUUUUAUAAAGUCAAUUUUGAAGAAUGCUUGCGAAGCCAAGACCCCGCCGCCAUCAGUCCAUCCAUCAGGUUCUUCAAAAUCAGGAGCACGUGUUACUACUAAUUUGUCUCCUGGUAGAGAUGAUGGACACGAACAAAGUGUUGCUAACUUCCAAAAUCAUAAUGCUUCCAUUUGGCCAAAUGGGGUUUUGCCUGUGUCUCCACGUAAGUUACGGUCUGGAAUGCGUGAUCGGAAGCUUAAAGACAGACCAAGCCCCCUUGGACCAAAUGGGAAAAUUGAUUCUGUUUCACAUCACUCCAUGGCUACAGAAGACGGUGAUGGUAAGGUUGACAUGGAGAAUGGAACUCUUCCUCUCUGUGAUUAUCAGCGACCAACACAGCAGCUUCAAGCAGCUGCUGAGCUACCUAAGAAUGUUAUUGCUGAUGGUAUACAACGACUUGCAAAGAAACCAAGAAUACAUGGCAAAGGGCUGACUCAAAUGUCAACCGCGGAAGAUGGAAUGGAGGCAGAGCAAUUAAACCGCCUCAAUUUUGCCAGAAAUCCAUUGAUAGCGCCACUUGGGAUUCCUUACUGUUCUGCAAGUGUGGGUGGGGCCCGCAAAGCAUUGCCGGUGAAUAGUGCUGGUGAUUUUGUUAGUUUUUGUGACGGUGGUCGGUUAUCUGAUACAGAUAUGUUGAGAAGGCGCAUGGAGCAGAUUGCAAUGGUACAAGGUCUUGGAGGUGUUUCUACGGAAUGUGCAAGUAUGUUGAAUAGUGUGUUGGAUGUGUACUUGAAACGAUUGAUCAAGUCAUGUGUUGAUUUAGUAGGAGCUAGAUCUGCAAAUGAGCCGUCGAAGCUCCCAAUCUCAAAGAAACAGAUUCAGGGGAAGAUCGUCAAUGGCAUGAUGCCACAUAAUCAUUUACAUGUGCAGAAUGCUGGUAGGUUAGCAGAACCUGAACCUGAACACAGACCCCAGUUCUCGGUAUCUUUGCAAGACUUUAAAGUCGCGAUGGAGCUAAAUCCGCAGCAACUUGGAGAAGAUUGGCCACUACAAUUGGAGAAAAUUUCUAUGCAAUCUUUUGAGGAAUAACACAUGAAUAAUUUUUUUCCUUCUUUUUCAUAAGCAAAGAUUGGAUCUGUUUCUUCUGGUUCUGAUGGCUCACCAGUACUUUAUGAUUAACGGUGUAAUUGACUCUGAUCUUAUCAUCAAGAUGCGCCAGAUGACUCAUACACCGGGAAUUUCUAGCCCUUCCAGGAUUGAGUGCUGGUUUUGAGCUUCCAAUUGUUUUAUCAAGUGUGCAGAUCUCAGACGAAUCAGAUAUAUAUUUAACUGCAACCAAGGGUAUUAUCAAAUGAAACCCAGGAUUGGUUGCACUGUUGUAUGUUUAGCAUUGGUAUUGGCUGUAUUGUUGCUAUUGCAAGAGAUCUCAAAGCUUUUGUUUGCAUUACAGCCAAUGAGGAGACUUAGAAAAAGUUUUGCAGGGAUACUAUUGUGUAGCUGGGAUCAAGGGACCGGGACAUGUAUAAGAGCCGAAGCUUGCUCUGUAUGUAUUUUUAGAAUAUGAUUAUUAAUUGAAAUUCGAUAUUAAUAACACAUCAAGUUCUAUUGAAAUUUCCUUGAUGAUAUUGAUAUCAGUUUUAUGGUUGAA